AUGGAAAACACUCGCUGCUUCGCGAACCGUUUCUCCGACUACAGAGGCGCGCUGCUCCCGGGCCAGGGCGCAGAGGCCGCCGUGCCCACGGUGGUCGCCACCAUCGAUAGGAUCCUGAGAAAGGUCCCCGUCGACGCCGGCGACUGCGACGGAGGGCUGUACGACGGGCCGGCCGGGGUGGCGUACAUGCUGUACCACGUCAGCGAGUGCCCGCUGUUCUCCAAGCACCGGGACGCGUACCUGAAGACGGCCAAGCAGAUCAUCGACGCGUCGGUGAGAUACGCGGACGCGGAGCCGGACCAGAACAUGCGCGCAGCCUUCCUGCUCGGCGGCGCGGGCGUCUACGCCGCGGCCGCGCUCAUAUACAAGUCCCUGGGUUUGGCCGAUUUCGUUAAGCCCCUGACGAAAUUUCGCAACCUGUGGGAGGUGUGCGCGCCCAUUCAUUUCCUGGAGUGCGGCUCAGACGAGCUGUUCGUGGGGAGGGCUGGGUACCUGUGCGCCGCCCUGGUCCUCAGACAGAAGCUGGGCAUCGAGAUUCUGAGCAAAGACCAAAUCAAAUCUAUUUGCCAGGCCAUCAUCGAGUCAGGACGACAGUAUGCCAGGAGGAAGAGGAAGCCGUUCCCCCUCAUGUAUUCAUACUAUGGGACCGAGUAUCUCGGCGCGGCCCACGGCCUGUCGUCGGUGCUGCAGAUGCUGCUCAGCCACCAGGACGUGCUCAGCGGCGCCGAGAGGGACCUGGUGUGGCAGAGCGUGGACUUCCUCAUGAACCAGGAGCAGAACUGCAACUGGCCCGCGGAGCUGGGCGCCAUCAUCGAGAGGGAGAACGAGCUGGUGCACUGGUGCCACGGCGCCCCGGGCGUGGCGUAUCUCUUUGCCAAGGCCUACCUGAUCAACAAGAAGCCCCAGUACCUGGACACGUGCAUCCGCAGCGGGGAGCUGGUGUGGCAGAAGGGCCUGCUGAAGAAGGGGCCUGGGAUCUGCCACGGAGUCGCCGGCAGCGCCUACGUCUUCCUGCUGCUGUACCGGCUCACGGGAAACUCCAAGUACCUCUACCGCGCUCAGAGGUUUGCAGAGUUCCUCUUCACUGAGGAGUUCAAGGCAGGCUCCCGCUCGCUCACCAGCGUCUACAGCCUGUUUGAAGGCCUGUCGGGGACCGUCUGCUUCCUGGUGGACCUGCUGCAGCCGGACCAGUCCGAGUUCCCUCUGUUCAGUGUCUUUGUGUGA
Messenger RNA from Betta splendens (Siamese fighting fish), 1224 nucleotides. Its product is annotated as lanC-like protein 3. The record is from RefSeq and is a predicted model, not a curated record. The transcript is spliced from 5 exons. Gene Ontology annotation, biological process: peptide modification; carbohydrate metabolic process. Gene Ontology annotation, cellular component: plasma membrane. Lineage: Eukaryota; Metazoa; Chordata; Actinopteri; Anabantiformes; Osphronemidae. The coding region runs from base 1 to 1224 and encodes 407 amino acids.